CCCUAUUUAUAGAUUUCAUUCUCUCUCUCCUUUCUAAUAAGAAACCUCAAAGCUGUGACCGUCAAGUGUGUGUUUUAGGUUUCCACAAUGAAGAAAAAAGGUGGACUAAAGAGAAAGAUUCCGAUUGAGAAACGUGAGACUAACGCACAACGAUCGGUGACUUGCAACAAACGCCGUAAAACAAUCUUCUCUAAAUCCGCCGAUCUUUGUCGUCUCGGCGGUGCAAAUAUCGCCGUCUUUGUAACAUCUCCAGCCGAGAGUUCUGAUGUCGUAUACUCUUUUUCCGGCUACUCUUCUUCGUCUGAGAUUGCUGAUUGCUACUUCAACGGCAAGCCACCUCCCAAGAAGUUUGACCCCCAAGCCAAAUUAGGGUUUUUGUGGGAAGACCCUAAUCUUUAUCGUAACUGUGAUGAUCUCUCGGAGUUGAAUAUCAUAGAGGAUCGUCUUGAGAGAUUGAAGAAGUAUAUAAUGGAAUGUCUUGAGAAGAAAGAAAAACUAGAACUUGGUUCUCUCGACGAGAUUACUUGCGGGUCUGAUCUAAACCCUAACGUUUCUAUCGACCAGAUUUAUGGCAACGCUUCUUCUUCUUCAUAAGUUAAUCAAAACCCUAAAUUUUC
Molecule: messenger RNA, 617 nt
Organism: Arabidopsis arenosa
Lineage: Eukaryota; Viridiplantae; Streptophyta; Magnoliopsida; Brassicales; Brassicaceae
Source: the annotation of a GenBank genome assembly